Oryza sativa Japonica Group (Japanese rice) is the source of this 435-nucleotide messenger RNA. Its product is annotated as protein PLASTID TRANSCRIPTIONALLY ACTIVE 7-like. Gene Ontology annotation, cellular component: plastid-encoded plastid RNA polymerase complex. The record is from RefSeq and is a predicted model, not a curated record. Gene Ontology annotation, biological process: plastid transcription. NCBI's taxonomy places the organism in Eukaryota, Viridiplantae, Streptophyta, Magnoliopsida, Poales, Poaceae.
UUGAUAUAUGCGUCCUUGCAGACCAAAGAGGAUGACAUGUUGCGGUACAAGUUGGAACGUGUCCCUUUCUUAGAAGAGAAAGUGAGAAAAGUUAGGGAAAAUGGGAAGAUCAUAUGCUUGGACAUCAACCAGCUGAUGUUAUCUCAAGAGAAUAGAUUUGCUUUCACAAUAGAGGUGGCUGAGGAAGCUAACUCUUAUCUUGAAAAGAACAGGCAUGAGUAUGGACUGAAAAAACCUAUACUACAUGUGCUCAGUGACCGCAUGAAUGAAGCUGGGUUUUCUCGGCCGGAAGGCUACCUUUAUCCUUAUCCUAUUAAGCCUGGUCCUUAUUUUAUUAAAGAAGAAGGGCACUGAAUAAACCUCAUGCUCUACAGUAAGUAUAUUUCACAGCCUACUUGCCAAAUGACCUUUUUUAAGUCCUGCUUUUCCCUCCAA